AUGAACUCAUCCAUUCACAGUACCAAGUACCUAAGCCGGCACCUGGAUCCGCCGCACGGGAGGAGAAGAGGAGGAGCCUGGUGCGGACGGCUCAGUGGAGGGAGCUGCCACGAGGGAGGAGUGGGAGCCCAGCACGGCGGCCAUGGUGGAAGAGGAGGCGGGAGGGCGGCUCGAUCUGUCGCGCUGGAGGAGGGGCCCGGCGGCCGCAACGGCCUGCAGGGGCGGCGGCGGCGACUUCAGCCCGCGGCGGCGGCCUCCGAGGCAUGCAAGGGCGGGGCGGCGGCGACGGCCGAGACCCAGGCCCGCAGGGGAGGCGGCAGAGGAGGAGCGGCCCUCCAUGGCGCAGGCAGAGUGCACCGCCUCACCUGCAGGCCGCGCGGCGGCGGAGGGGCGUCGCUGGUCCGCCGGACCGCGCACGAGCUGAAGAAAGUCCAGAGCCGCUCGGACUUCGCCGACGAGAUCCACAAGCUCAAGACCCGCCUCAAGGACGCGCACCAGCGGGUCAUCAGUAUCCCCAUUGCCACCCUCCCUACCACGAAUUCGCCUGAGAGAUCGACACAGAUAUAG
Molecule: messenger RNA, 567 nt
Organism: Brachypodium distachyon (stiff brome)
Lineage: Eukaryota; Viridiplantae; Streptophyta; Magnoliopsida; Poales; Poaceae
Product: spidroin-1
Exons: 1
Coding region: 1-567 (188 amino acids)
Source: RefSeq, a predicted model, not a curated record